This is a messenger RNA of Rhineura floridana, 2243 nucleotides long. It is a transcript of the gene BTBD16, whose product is annotated as BTB domain containing 16. The transcript has 18 exons. Lineage: Eukaryota; Metazoa; Chordata; Lepidosauria; Squamata; Rhineuridae. The coding region runs from base 237 to 2081 and encodes 614 amino acids. Gene Ontology annotation, molecular function: protein binding. The record is from RefSeq and is a predicted model, not a curated record.
CCAUGGCUGUGAGGAGACUUUUGGCUCUGCUUCUUGCUUGCUCAGCAGCCCUGCUACUUCUGGGUGGCUAGUGAGUGGCAGCAACUAACUAGCAGUGGUGGUCUCUCGUCUCUAUGCUGGAGAAAGGUAGAGGGAAUAUGGGAAGCAUCUUGUAAGCCUUUCUUCAGCAACCCCUAAUAAUCUCCAGCUGAGUCUCAGCAGUAAGCCAGAGCACCAUUUAUGAACACUUGCACACCAUGGCUCGCUACAAAUAUCUCCAUGGGAAAACCCGGCAUUCCAUAGACUUGCUUCAGCUAACUUCUUUUGUUCCUGAGACACCUGCUUUAGAUAAUAAAGAACAUCUUUAUUUGCUGUCUGCUCCCUUUGUAUCUCUGGGAGGACUUUCGCCAAAUGAGAAGGAGAUAACUAAGAUUGCAGGACCCUUGAAACAACGUUUUUUCCGCAAGCAAGCAGGGCUGACCAAUCGCUGGCAAUUUCCAUUCAGCCCGAGUUGUGACCUACUGGGAAUUGCACAAGCUAAUAAAGCCACCCGAGUUGGUCUCAAUGAGACCUUGAUGAGAAUAAUAUCAGCUGACACUCCUGUAUGCCUGAAUGCAGAACGAGAGGCCUGCAGGGAAACUGCAGAAUUCCAGGAUAUGACUGAUCAGAACUCUUUUUCAACCUCUCCAAAACGCAAGCAUAGAUCUAGGAUUUUCUCUCGCCAAGGAACCCCAAAUGAGAUACUAUUUUCUUACACACAGAAGGUCACAGAAGGCAUGGAGCCAGAUGUAACACUGGAGUGCUUGGGCUUCCAAUGGGAGCUUCAUCGCAUGUACUUAUUUAAAUCUCAGGUCCUCUCACAGCUUCUUGCUACAGCUGUACAGAAAAGUGACUUACAAAUAACAGACAGCAAGCCCAAAGUUGAAAAAGAAACCAGAUGUUAUAAGCAGUGUCUACUGUCUGGUCAGAAGCACAAAGAAUUCCACAAACAGAAACAAAGAAUGACUAAAGUCACAAUUGCCUUGGAGAUUAAUGAUCCAGAUGUCACUCGAUUUGCCUUUGCUGUUGCACUCAAGAAUUUAUACAGCUCAAAACUUGAAGUGAAUGAAGAAGAUGUUCUGGGAAUCCUGGCUACUGCAGAGGUAUUACAGUUCCCUAGCCUUUUCCAGAAGUGUGUACAGGUCAUGAAGAGAAGCAUUUGCACAGCCAAUGUCUGUAGCUAUUAUUCUGCAGGGUGCAAGUACAAGCAGCCCACCUUGAUCACCAACUGCGAAAGAUGGAUAGAGGUGAACCUUGUCCCACAGCUCGGCUCUCAGAUUCACCUGCGGAAGCUGCCACUAGAAUUACUACAGAAAGUGCUCAAAUCUUCAAGAUUAUUUACUUUCAAUGAAUUUUACCUCUUGCGGACUGCACUGUGCUGGGUCUUCCUGCAGCAAAACCCCAAAAUUCAGAUAAUUCCAUCUUAUGAUACAGUCCUCACAUAUUUUAGCAGCUUACCCAAGAUAUGUGCCUUCCUGGAAAGGGAAGUAGGACAGAGAUACAUAGCUAUUUUUCAAUCCCUCCGUCUACAUGGCAUCACUUCAAGUAAGCAUCUGGAGGAACUAUGGGAAAUUAACUUCCUUCCUCUUCCGUGGCUGACAAGGAUCUUGUCUGAUCAUUACCAUGCACUAGAGAAUGGUGGUGACAUGGCAUUUCAGAGGGACUUUAACACUCAGGCAGUGAGAUUUGGUCUAGUGCUUACACAGGAACCAAGAUACCAUUCAGAAAUAAUUUCGAUUUAUGGAUUCUUCUUUGAGAUAAAAGCAGUAAGACAUGAUGCCUCAGCAUACAGUUUUUACAUGCAGAGAGUCAAACAUGCAGAUCCAAUUAUAUCUUUUUUUACUGCCGAACGCAGCCCUGUCAGUUUAAAACAAGAGCGGGAAGUCAAGUAUGAAAUUAAAGCACAGUGCCAGAUAGAGGGCAAGUGGGAAGAGUUUACCACAGAGAGACUUACUCAAAGGUUUGGAGUUAAGAAACCCAGUUGUAAAAGCACGGUUUUGAAAGCAAGCAUACCAUCGGUUCCCAUCUACGUGACAUUUUCUCUUCUUUUUCCAACAUCAUAAAAGACAGCAAGCACUCUAGUCUCUUCUGCUGAAGAACUCAUUUUGACACCUGACGUAUGACUAGGAGUGUUUAUACCAUAUGUUUAAAGGCCUGCACUGGUCAGGCAGGCAUCACAUUUGACAUAACAUAAAAAUAAACCGCUCAGCUCAUUUGGACAUUAA